Rhagoletis zephyria (snowberry fruit fly) is the source of this 1823-nucleotide messenger RNA. Lineage: Eukaryota; Metazoa; Arthropoda; Insecta; Diptera; Tephritidae. The record is from RefSeq and is a predicted model, not a curated record.
AUGUUCCGUUNUCACCUGUCCAUCGCCAAUAACACAACCAUCGGUGUAAUGGGCUGGCAGUCGUUGUGUCGCACUCUCAAAAAGACAGCUUGUUUGCAGUACCUCGAUUUAAGCAAUACCGGAUUGAAUGAGCAAAUUUUGCUUAUCAUGGGACGAACUAUUCGCGUUGGCUCGCAUUUGGUUACACUGCAUUUAGAAAAUGCCGGUCUUUUUAGCCGUCGUCUGGCAAUUCUGGUUUCCUCCAUCAAGUUUAACACCAGUUUGCGAGAGCUUUAUUUGGGAGAAAAUAAAAUCUGUUCAGCAGACUGCGUCCAGUUGGGCAACCUUUUGCGAGGCAAUGGCUUUCUCAACGUGCUCGAUCUGCGAAGUAACUUUAUUCAGGACAUUGGCCUGGAUCACAUCUGCGAAGGACUCGCUCACCAGCCAUCUUCAAGUUCUUUGUUUGACAUUUUCGGUCAUGAAAAUAAGCAUCCUCUUUCGCAAAACGCGGGCAUCCUCAUCCUCAAUUUGAGUGAUAACCAGCUGAGCAGUCGGGCAAUGAGUCGUUUGGCUCAAACUUUGUCUCAAUGUCGCUCUCUCAUUGGUCUUGACCUGUCUAACAACGCACUUGGAGAUGAUGGAGUCAUUAUUCUCAAAGAAGGUUUGCAGCAGUGCAAAACGCUCAAAUACCUCAAUCUCUCAAAUACAAGCAUUACUUCAGAAGGCUCCAAUGCUAUUGCCGACGUAAUUAGUCACAGCUCAAGCUUAUCCAUAAUCGACCUCAGCAAUAAUGACAUAACACACGAUGGUUUUGUGUCCAUUAGUCAAGCACUCAAGAGCAAAGUUGGCGGCGUCACCAAGUUGGUUCUUUGUCCACAAUCGACCUACCCACCGAGCGAUGGAUCAAAGCCCAGUGCUGACACUGAAGAGCUCCUAGAGGAGGUUGACGCGCUCUGUGAUCGUAACAAAUCAGAAGCAAAGUUUGACGAGUUGGACGAAAUUCUCAGUGGACACCUGAGAAGCGACAUUUCUGUGUACAGUGAAAUUGAGAUGAACAAUGCCAGUGCACUCAAUGACAGCAACAACAACUUCAACUACAGUAAUGAUGAUAGUUCCAGUCCAUUUUACUGUGAUAACUCGGAAGGUGGACCAAAUGAAGAGACGGAGGAGGAAAAUCAAGUGGGCCCAGGCGCCAGCAAGAAACCAGUCCUCAUGCGCACGGCUAGUUUAGGCUCCUGGGAAAGACCGGUCAAGUCGGGUCGCUUCAGCGUCUCUCCGGUAGACCUCAACUGUGAGGAGGGCAGCCUCUCAGGGCCGGAAAUUCAAAUUAACGUUGAUAUGAUCACCGGAGUUGACGGUGGCCCUGAGGACUGCAUUGCCGUCACCGUCAGUGGCACUGACUCAGUAGAGACGAGGAGUUACAGCUCGGAUGAUGACAAUGCCAGCGAUUUGUCGCAGAAUGAGACUGACUGUCUCUGUGAACUUCCCAGCAAGCAGGACCUGUUUGGCUCAAUGGGUAUGUCCCGCUUGGCACCACCACAACGAUCCUUUCGGCGAAUGAGUUCACCAGCCAUUCCUGCCGGUCUGGUCAAGGCGCCCAAGCCCAAGCCGAAUCUACAACUGAAACUGUCCGGCAACCUAGAAAGUCUCGAUCUCAAAAGCUCCCUACCCUUGUCGCCAACAUUUUUUGCUAAAUUCGACUUUUCCGACCUUUCUCUGCUUCGAUUACCUGCCGAUGUGGAGGAAAUCAUCUCCAACUUGUCCAUUCACAACAGUGACUCUGAAGAGUUAAUCUUCCAGUUUGAACAGGAUUUUCAAAGUAGAAGCAAAGCACAAUCUGAACA